GCCCUCUGAGCGGGGGCCGCUCUGCGCGCUGGUCGGCGGCGCGGUCGCCUGCUGCUGGCGGUGGUCCGGGGCGUUCCUGGCCGCUCCGGCCCCGCGCGGCACGCCUGCGGGCCCGCGCCAGCCGCUUCUGGCUGGCGGCGCGAGCGGGAAGCGGUUGGAUGGCGGCCGCACGGGCAUGAGGGCGGAGUGGGUCCCCCGCAACAGCGGUUUCACCGAUGCCGAUCUCGCGGCGGAGAGGCGCAGGGCGAUGGCCCUCCCCGACCCCCCUGGCUACAGCGGGCCCAGGUACACCGGCAGGGGCUCCAUCACGGACCAGUGGGUUAAGGACCUGAUGGAGAUGCAGAAGGGCGACGUGCGCCUCCCCAAGAAGGACGCCACGCUGAUGGUCCUGGACGUGAUCGACAUCCUGGGGAAGGAGCCCAACGUCCCCUCCCUGAGCAUCCCCAGCGGCGGAAGCAUGUCCGUCGUCGGAGACACGCACGGCCAGUACUGGGAUCUGUUCACCACCCUUGGCAUUACUGGUCCGCCGGGCCCUGGCAACCCUGUCGUCUUCAACGGGGACAUGGUGGACCGCGGCUCCUGGAGCAUCGAGGUGGUCCUGUCAAUAUUCGCCAUGAAGCUGAAGGACCCCCAGUUUGUGGGGAUCAACCGGGGCAACCACGAGAUGCUGGAGGCCAACAUGAUUUACGGCUUCUGCGGAGAGUGCGAGGCCAAGUACGGCGUGGAUCUUUUCGACCUCUUCUCCGAGGCGUUCCGGCGCCUCCCCCUCGGGCACUUGGUCGACAACAAGGUCUUGAUCUUGCACGCUGGCAUGGGCGGGCCCGACCCGCGGAUCUGGAUGCCAGGACAGACACACGACCCCACCGACUCCAUCCCGCUGAACUCGAACCUGCCGACCCUGGCAGCAAUCCAGGCCGUGGACCGAAACACGGAGAUCAGCCCCGACGCCUACCAGGAGAGCAUUGGGCCCUCCAGCACCGACAAGGCCGUGGUCGACGAGAGGCUGCUGAUCGAUAUCCUCUGGAGCGACCCUCGUGGAGGCGGGGGCUACGGCCCCUCCUACCGCAAGUCCAAGGGGGUCUACAUGUACGGCCCGGACGUCUCGGCCGCGUUCUGCGAGGCCAAUGGCCUGCAGUGCAUCAUCCGCUCCCACGAGGUCAAGGCGGACGGAUUUCGGUGGGACCACCCAAAGGUGGUCACCGUCUUCAGCGCGCCCAAUUACCUCGACACAGGCAACAACAAGGCGGCGGUGCUCAAGCUGACCCAGUCGGCCCCGGGCAGCGAGGUCACGAUCACCCCCACCGUCUACGAGGCCGUGAAGCACCCGGACCUGCCACCCAUGCACUGGCAGUCGGUCGUCGCCGAGAAGUACCCGCACUUGACCAGGAAGAUGAAGAAGAAAGGUGGUUCUGCGAUGGACUUCGACGACUUCGGCGACUCCGACUUCGCCGGCAUUAUGAACUUUGACGAGUGGGAGCCGGACGAGGCCGAGGCCUUCCAAGAUGCCUUCAAGCUCGACGGCUACGGCCGCGAGCUGAAGCCAGGGGUUCCCCUUUUCAAUCUGCUCGAGAAGUUCAAUGGCGAGAAGCCGUUCGAGACGAUUGCCAAGGGCGGGGAGUCGCGCGAGAUCAGGAGGUACAGCCUGCGCCGAAUUCCGCCCUACAUCGUGCUGAUCGUGAAGCGGUUUAGAAACAACAAUUUCUUCGUCGAGAAGAACCCGACGAUCGUCACCUUCCCUCUCAAGGGGCUCGACCUGCGCGACUACAUUCACCCCGACUGCCAGCCGGCGAACCCGGAGACGAGGUAUGACCUGGUCGCCAACGUGUGCCACGACGGCAAGCCUGAGAAGGGUACGUACAAGGUUCAGGUGUACCACGCGCCGGUCGCCCAGUGGUUCGAGAUCCACGACCUCCGGGUCACCGCUGUGCUGCCGCAGAUGGUGGCGUUGACGGAGAGCUACAUCCAGGUGUACCAGAGGCAAGACGUCAAGUCCGACGGCGAGUUCGGCAAGUUCGAGAUGGAGCUUCCAGAGAUGGGCCAGGAGGUGGACACCGGCGUUGCGGCGGAGAUCGAGAUGGCGCCAGAGGACCUCGCAGAGGCCGGUAUCAUCAUCGGCUGAGCGGGCCUCUGUUUCGUCCUCGUCCGCCUCCCCCGCCACGAGGAGGAUCGAAGGAGAAGACAAGCCUCUCGGAGCUCCGCGUGGAUUUUUUUGAUAGACGUUGGUCCCUCUGGCGGCGCCUCCAGCGCCGCCGUGGCGCUCUCCGCGCGCCAAUGAGGGAGUGUUUGUUUUGUUGAACCCUCUGAGCCAUAACGCGCCGCGUGCCCCCCAUCCUCCCCCCCCCGUUUUC
This is a messenger RNA of Prorocentrum cordatum, 2348 nucleotides long. The record is from the annotation of a GenBank genome assembly. NCBI's taxonomy places the organism in Eukaryota, Dinophyceae, Prorocentrales, Prorocentraceae.